AACGGAAAGAAGGAGAAGGAAGGAGAGGGGGAAAAGGGGAGACGGCGGCGGUGGAUGUCACUGCCACCGUCGCCGCCGUCUUAUCGCUGUCGGGAGAGUAAUAACGUGAGGGGAGAGAGAGACGAGCUCGCGAGGGAGUAGCGUCGCCGCCACUGGAGGGGAGCCUGGCUGUCCUCGUCACUGCCAGCUCCGUCGCCGUCGUCACCAUUGGAGCUGCGCGAAGCCGUCGUCGCCGUUGUCACCAUCGAUGCUUCUCGUUGUCGUUUGUGGGUUGUCGCCUCUUCUGCUUCUGCUGUCACGCUGUCGUCUGCCCCUCUGGACAUCGCUGCUUUUGAAUCGUGUCCUGUCACUCGGAUAUGCUGCAAGAAGCUAUCAGAAAGUGGCAUUGAUGAGAAGAAGCACAAACCCUCCACCAGCAAUACCGCUGCCUCUAAAUCCAAGGACGGAAUGGAAGAUUACAAUUUUGCUAUGAAGAGGAUGAUGAGGAAUCCUUAUGAGUAUCACCACGAUCUGGGUUUGAAUUACACACUUAUAACUGACAAUCUCAUUGUGGGAUCCCAACCACAGAAACCUGAAGACAUCGAUCACCUCAAGAAGGAAGAGGGGGUGACAUACAUUCUGAAUUUGCAGCAAGAUAAGGAUGUAGAAUAUUGGGGAA
This is a messenger RNA of Arachis duranensis, 658 nucleotides long. Its product is annotated as phosphoglucan phosphatase LSF2, chloroplastic. Gene Ontology annotation, biological process: starch catabolic process. Lineage: Eukaryota; Viridiplantae; Streptophyta; Magnoliopsida; Fabales; Fabaceae. Gene Ontology annotation, molecular function: starch binding; carbohydrate phosphatase activity. The record is from RefSeq and is a predicted model, not a curated record. Gene Ontology annotation, cellular component: chloroplast.